CGUCUUCGUCCCUCGUCUUGCUCUGUGGAACGCUGGGCCUCGUCUGUUUUGCUUGCUUCCAAGCUGCUCUGUCGUGGCCUUGGGAUCUUUUUGCCAACGUGAAGCCGCGCGCAUGUCGUUGCGGAUCAGUUAUCUCGACUCAUACUACCUCUUCUCCGUAGAGCGUACUGUUCGCUAUCGCAAGUGGCGCUGAACAAUUGCCUUGGCCUCGUCGACUUUAUUCACUUGAUACGCAAUCGCCUGGCCGCACCCCUCGCAUCCUUCGCCCAGCAUGGCCUCUACAGCAUUGGAAUCCGGCAUUCCCGUCACCCCCCGUCGCGGCAGUGCCAUUGAAAUCCGUGACGAACAUGGCCGCCGCAAGACUGUGCAGCUCGACGAGCUGGGAGAAGCCGACAGGAUCUUGGCAGAGAGGUUUGGCUACAAGCCUGUUUUCAAACGCGAAUUCGGCUACCUCUCGACUUUCUCCUUCGCGGUCUCAAUCUCUGGUCUCUUCGCAACUACGGCAACGACCUACAUCUAUCCUCUUUACGCUGGCGGCCUCCCAUCCGUAGUAUGGUGCUGGCUCAUCUCCGGCGCAGGAUGUCUUUGCAUCGCCUUCUCGGUGGCCGAGCUCGUUUCGGCGUACCCAACCUGCGGUGGUCUAUACUACACUGUAUCGCGCAUGGCACCCGCGCAAUGGGUUCCCUCCAUAUCCUGGAUCGUCGGCUGGAUCAACCUGCUUGGCCAGGUUGCCGGAAUUGCGUCCACUGAGUACGGCUCCGCGCAGAUCCUCUUGGCCGCUGUGUCGAUGGGUUCCGACUUUUCCUACAGCCCGACCACAAAUCAAACUGUCGGAGUGAUGGCGGCUCUUACCGUUGUCUGCGGCCUAGUAAAUUCCUUGCCCACGUACUGGAUGGAGAAGAUGACAAAGACGUAUGUCAUCUUCCACGUCCUGGUCCUGGUCUCGUGCUCCAUUGCCUUGUUGGUCAAGACGGAACAUAAACAUGACGCCCACACCGUCUUCGUUGACGUGCCAAAGCCUGCUAUUUCUGGCUGGAGCCCCGUUGGAUUCUCGUUUUUGUUUGGCUUUUUGUCUGUUUCGUGGACAAUGACAGACUACGAUGCGACGGCUCACAUUACCGAGGAAAUCAACGAACCUGAGAUCAAAGCGCCAUGGGCCAUUUCCAUGGCCAUGGUCUUCACCUACGUCGUGGGCUGGCUGUUCAACAUCGUGCUGUCGUUCUGCGCCGGCAACGUGAACGACAUUAUCGCUUCGCCCAUGGCGCAGCCCGUCGCGCAAAUCUUCUACAACUCACUCGGCAAGGGCGGCGGAAUCUUCUACACCGUGUGCGCGCUCAUCAUUGCCCAGUUCGUGUGCUUCACUGCCACCCAGGCGCUGGCCCGUACGUUCUUCGCCUUCUCUCGUGACAGGCUCAUCCCAGGAUCCAAGAUCUGGACCAUCAUCAACAAGCGCACCGGCACGCCCCUGUACGCUGUCUGGAUCAGCGUCUUCUGGUGCAUCGCCAUCAACUUGAUCGCCCUGGGCUCGUACACCGCCAUCCUCGGCGUCUUCAACAUCUGCGCCAUCGCGCUCGACUGGUCGUACGUCAUCCCCAUCAUCUGCAAGAUCGUCUGGUCCCAGAACUUCGAGCCUGGCCCGUGGUACCUGGGCAAGUUCUCCAAGUGGGUCAACCUGUGGGCCUGCAUCUGGACCGCCUUCGUGUCCGUCAUCUUCUUCUUCCCAACGAACCUGCCCGUCGAGGCCAACACCAUGAAUUACGCCGUCGUCUUCAUGGCCGGCGUCCUCGUCGCCGCAUAUGCGUACUGGUGGCUCGGCGGCAAGAGGUGGUAUACUGGUCCGCUGGUCGAGGCCGAGGUCCUGGACCUCAAGAACUCGUCCGACAUUGUCACGGAGCAGAACCCCUUCCCGUCGGGCGAAUUGCCCGAGAAGAUGUGACGGAACCUUGGGGCUCAGGCAACGCGAAAGCCUCAGCUGUACAUUUUUCUCAAAUUUUCUCGUUCCCUCUUCCUUCCCAUUUUACCCCGGUCUUUCAAUGUGUGGUUUGUAGCUUGUGCUAUGGAAAAUAGAGGAGGUUCCCAGAAUCCCAAUACAAUUCCAGCCCCCCUCUUUGUCAAGAGAUUGGCCAAUGCGACGGAAGCUUACGAUACCCACAUGGGCUUUGACAAAGAAAAAAAAAAUGAAAGGACGCUCGCUGCGUGCAUCUUCUCAAGUGCCUGCCUUCGGUGUCUAUCUGCUAGUCCUGGCCAUGUCCAAGCCAUAUCUAUACAUACAUAUGAAUCACUGAAUGCCAAUUUGACAGAACUGAAUCAACUAGCGGUUGCGUAUCAAUCUGUCUGUUGCCUGCCUCUCAUUUCCUCUCCGAGUAUGGUGUUCCACGCCUUCUCUCUCCCUGAAAGUCACAAAAGAGAACCUUCCAGAAACAGGAUCGUCCGUCUUGCCCCGAGCCCCACCGCGAGCAGAGCAGGGGCGACGUGCAUGCCCGACUUCAGCAAACGUUUUGACCGUCGUUCCGAUGUGGCGGACUUUGGCAGCGUACACGAAUAGUGCAACGCGUCCUGGCGCCGAACCUUCAAACUCCUCGGUUCCGCUUUUCAGGCCGAAGCCUUCAUCUUCUCAAAAGGACAGAAGCAGACAGCAGAAGAAAAUGGAAGUAAAUUCUUUCUCGUUCGGGGUUAUUUGAUGCUAUUCCCGAGGAGACAUCAAUCGCUUCAUUUUCUACGUUGAACUUGCCUCUGGUGGGGGUACAAGUUGCCUGAUGUGGCAGAGUCUUUUGGUAUAAGCGGCGGUAUUACAUGAUUCAUUGCCUCGAUGUUAUUCUGGAUGCUAUUCAGCUGUAACCUCCGUCGCCGUGGUGCUCCUUUGUACGUUUGUUAGUGUCGCUAUCCAACGUGCUACGUGGGCGGGUAUCAGAUUCAGCUAGGAAAAGGGUUUCUGGAAUUCAUAUCUGGACCACAGCAAGGAGCAUCUUAAAACCAAAGCAUCUUUAAUGAAAUGCACAAUCACGGGCAGGUUUUGCGUAGCACCUUCCUUGGUGAAAGCUAUGUACCAUGCUUCUCCAGGACGUUUAUUCGAAAUUGUGACAAGUAUGUCUUAAGUCAUUGUUGCAGUUCUAGAGUGCUUCUGCAAGCGUUGAGAUAAUGGUGUUAUGUCGGGUCGAUGGGAAUCGAAAAAGUCCAGGCCGUCGAGUGCUACAUUCCUCCUUUCAAGCUCUCGGGAAUGGCUGUUGUUGUUAAGUAUAAAUCAACGAAAGCACAGAGAAGGCC
Messenger RNA from Verruconis gallopava, 3264 nucleotides. RefSeq lists its product as uncharacterized. The coding region runs from base 272 to 1936 and encodes 554 amino acids. Gene Ontology annotation, biological process: transmembrane transport. Gene Ontology annotation, cellular component: membrane. Gene Ontology annotation, molecular function: transmembrane transporter activity. The record is from RefSeq and is a predicted model, not a curated record. The transcript has 2 exons. NCBI's taxonomy places the organism in Eukaryota, Fungi, Ascomycota, Dothideomycetes, Venturiales, Sympoventuriaceae.